Molecule: messenger RNA, 1619 nt
Organism: Lobosporangium transversale
Lineage: Eukaryota; Fungi; Mortierellomycota; Mortierellomycetes; Mortierellales; Mortierellaceae
Exons: 2
Coding region: 1-1164 (387 amino acids)
Source: RefSeq, a predicted model, not a curated record
AUGGGUGCACAGUUGGUAUCAGUAACUGCCGUCAGCACGAUAGGCCGGCAUCCACCACGUCGGAAAAAGGCAAAAAAGAAGCAACAGAAAAAACAAAAGCGGAAGCACAAAGGCAAGAAGCCCCACAGGGCUAAAAAAGAAGGUGCACCAGUUAGGAACUUGAAGAAUGCUACGAAGGUUGAACACAGCUACAGCAGUAAGCACCCUAUCAAGGCCUUAACAAUUGGGUCCCUUAAGGCCUCCAUGGCAAGGAAAGGCGGACUGGACGCAGAUGAAAGGGAUAAUAUUGCAAGCCAGAUCCGAGGGGCAGUUGUUGUCCUCAACCGACUACGCCGACAUGCAUACUGGGCGAUUGCCUUGGACAUUGAAAGGAUCAUGCGGUUACCAGGGGCAGCAAGGUCGAGGAAAAAGGCACUGGACGAGGUCUUGGAUAGCAAUGAUUAUUCCUUCCGACUCGCCACCCUUCUUUUAAGCGGUCAAGGUGGGCCCCAAUUCAGCUUACGCGAGGGCAAAAAAACAAGGUUUGAUGUCGAGAAAACAAACGAAGAUAUGAGCGACAUUGAGUUUUUUUUGCGGGAGAACAAAAAAGUGAAAAAAUACUCAGACUUUCCUACGUCCUCCUGGUCACCCGGGUAUGUGUAUCUGUCUGAACACGCCCUAGUUGACAUCCUCUGGGCGAACGAAGAUACCAAGCAGCUACUGGAGCGUAUUCUGCCUCUCGACAAUCCUUCCAAGACUGCAAUGUUUGAGUGUGUACAGGGAACAAAAGGGGUUUUGAUUCAGGCUCUCUUUUGUGACAUUGGAGGCGAUCACAUGGUUCUUGGAUAUCGAGACAAAGUAUCCCUGCAGUCACAGGACAAAGAGCUAACUCGGUUCAAACUCAAAGGGACGAUUUCUACCAACGGUCUAGUUCUGAAUCUACUUGCCUAUGACACAACCCAGACGAAGAGACAGCAGCAGUCUGACGUAGAUGAAGAAGACCCCAGCCAAGAACUGGAGCUUUCUCAGGGAUUUCUCAACACGACGUGUUCAAAGGCAGCCGGUGAAGACCUGACAGAUGAAGACUAUGCAAACAUAAACUGGAAGAGCUCACAUUCAACAAACCAGGGCGGUACCAUCCGCAAACAGCACAACUAUCGUCGGAUGCGAUCCUGGUAUUGUUAACGCCCUUACGUUUUCCUCCCUGGAUCCUCACAACUCUAACUUGCGGCAAACAGUAAAGGUGAGAAGCAGGUUCUUGUACCUCCCCGUCCUCCGCUUCAAUCACCUGUUGAACAAAAGGAAGCGUGAAAAAGGAAUGAUUGAGGUUGAGAGCGCCAUCCCUGUGUUUGGAAGGGAUACGUACUAUGAGUACUUUCAAUGGAUGAACGAGGAGUCCCAGACACAGAUAGGAUCAAAGAAUUUGGAUGUGCUUCAAGAGUUCUACGAGCCCAGGUGGUACCUGAAAAAAAAUGGGACCUACGAAAGGCUCAACGAGCUACGUUCGACUACGCGGUACAGCGAGUGUUGAAGAUGCUCGGGGAAAAAGGAGUGCUUGUCGUCGGCCUAGGGUCCUUUGAAAGUAGUAAAGGAGUUCCCAGCAAGCACACUGCUAUAACGAGACACCUUGUCACACAGGU